GCGGGGCGUGCGAAUGGGUCUCCUGAGGGGCAAGAUGGCGACGUUGGUGGUUCUACGCUGCUUCGGGCGGCUGGUGCCUGGUGGGCGCUACAGGUUUCCCCGGGCCGGCCUGCGCGGUACGCCCGUUCUCGCGCGUCUCUGCGGCAGCAGCGGCCUCUCCCCGGCUUCGGGGCUCCUCGCGCCCCACCCCCAGUGCGGUGUCUCCUCAGCCCCGCGCUCCCCCUCCCCCGAGCCGCCGUCGCCGCGGAGUGAGGACAGCGAGGGCUACGUCUACCUCAGCCGCAGCUGCGUGCAGAGGCUGCUGGAGAUCACAGAAGGGUCUGAGUUCCUCCGUCUGCAGGUGGAGGGAGGUGGCUGCUCUGGAUUCCAGUACAAGUUUUCCUUGGACACUGUUAUCAAUCCUGAUGAUAGAGUGUUUGAACAAGGUGGUGCCCGUGUGGUUGUGGAUGUGGACAGUCUGGCCUUCGUGAAAGGGUCCAUGGUAGACUUCAGUCAGGAGCUGAUUCGCAGCUCAUUCCAGGUGGUGAGCAACCCACAGGCUGAGAAGGGCUGCUCAUGUGGAACAUCCUUCUCUGUCAAACUCUAACUGGACUCUUCCCUGAGUGGUGCUUGGUGAACAUUGGGCCACAGACCCAGCGAACUUGUUGCUUUCCCAGUUUCCCCCAUCCUUGUCCUCAGUUUAUUACACAGUUGCUGCAAACAAUCCCAACUGUGUUUCAAUCUGAACAAAGCCUGCAGCCAGGCCCCACUGAACUCUCCCUUCAAGAAUGUGAAGUAGACUUCAGUGCACACAAGAGAGCAUUCUCUGUCCUCUACAAAGUCCUGUGGACUGGCCAGUGUACCAGGUUGCUGUGGUGCCAGAUCUCCUUAACAACCUCCCCACCCCACCUCCCCCAGCGUGUGGAACUGCUUGUUUUGCUGGAACUGCUUGUACAUAUAAAUAUUGUUGAGAGGUUUUGCUUUUUUUGUUUUCUUUUUUUUUUUAAAGAAAUCUUGAAAUUCCCAUUGUUUAUAUUUUCAUGCAUUUCCAAUUGCAGUUAAAAUGUAUGCUGACAUGCUGUUGCCUCCCCCUGUUAUAGCCAUCUGGCUAGAGGACUCCUUGGGUGUUUCUCCUGUAACCCAGGGUUUCUUGCUCUGCCCUCUCCACCUAGCUGUGAACCAUCCCAAAUAACUUGUUCUAGAGAUCUUCUUAACAAAGAUCUUCAGCAGUGAGCGCCGUUCCCAUCUCCUCUGGCCCUUUUGCUUCCAGGAGACUGCAGACAGUUCUGUGCUGUCAGCAUGUAUGGGGAGAUGGUGCUCUCUGCUCUGUGUAGGUGAGGCAGAAUGAUGUGUGUAGGGGGUGAUUUAAUAAUUGAAGUAUUUUUAAAAACAACAUAACUUGGUCUGUUUCUCAACCUGGUUCUCUGGAUUUUAAAAAGUAGCACAAGCCAGCAGAUGUCCUUUAUGUUGUCCUUUGCCAGCAGCGAACAGGGACGGGACUUUAUAUUGAAAGGUGGAGAUAAGUGCCUGUAGUCACAACUGGAAGUUCUGUCCUGCACCAAACAUGGAUUUUAAUCAGUUGAGAAACUUUGUUCCAAGUUUUGCCUUAUAACUGAAUCUCUCUCCUUGCUUGUUUUCAUAACUAAUCCCUCUUUCCCUUCAUAAAAUAGUGCUGGCCAACCACCCUAGUAAGCAGGGAGCCUAGCGAUUUGUGUUGUAAACUCUGUUUCAGUUGCAACUUUCUGAAAUUUUCACAGUUCAACUGAAAUUUUACAUGCAUGGUCUGUGCUGGGUAUGAGUUUUGGUUAAGCUUAGGCCCAAGUAUCUCCACCUGCUUCUGGGUGAGAAAAGAGAUGGGGAAGUUUAGCUUUUCCUGUCGUCUUGAGAUCUUUAAUGGCUCUGCAGCCAAAUCACUUGGGAUUUAAAAAUAUCAGUUUCUGAUGCAAACUGGAGGAACUGCAUGACUUUGCUGUGGAGUAAUCCAGUGGGAUUAGAGCAAGACCAUGCCUUUGAGAAUCGAAUAACAAACAGCAAGCUACUUUUUUGUUAAAUUUGCUAAAUACUUGCCUAAGAGGGGCUUGUGCGGGGGUGUGCAGCUGAAUACCUGCGUACAGAUGUUGCUGCUGCACUGAGUGGGACCCAGCCAGUCAGAAUCUCUUGCUCCACCCCUUAAGUGCUGUGGGAGACCACUACUGCUUGCUUCUCUUUGGCCUGGAGGAAUGUGCCCAAGGUUGGGAUCCGAGAGGGCUUGAGCUCUGAUCUUACCUUUUCCCUAACUGGCUUUAAUUGCUUCCCAAAAUUGACAAGCUUCGUUUAAUUCUGUCACACACUUGGAGAGCUGAGUGUAAUAUCAUCCUAUUUGAUGGAUGGGGCAGCUGAAGACACUUGUCUAAACUCCCAUUGGAAUAUUGGACACGGCUGGGAAGGGCACAUUAUCUGUGUCCUGUCCAUUACAUCACAGUUAAUCUUAUGCACAUCUUAGAGGGUCAGAUCUAAAGCUUAGUGUAGGUACACAGCUUUAUGACUAACUGUGUUCUUUCAUGAGGAAUAAAACUUCCUCCAGUCUCUUAUCUGUAGCUUAAUUUUCUGUGUUAAGAAGCAAAGUGCUUGGUCUGAGACCAAUACCCUUCAGCCUUGGACAGGUCUGUCUCAUUGUAGCCUUUUUGGAAAAUGCAAACAUGGCAGAGAGUAAUGGGGAAGUAUGAAAUCUAACUAAACUAAUCCGACUUCAUGGAAUCUUUUUAACUGAGCAGUCUGUCUGUGAUUCUUUUAUGUGGAAUUUAUACCUACCUGUUUUAUUUGCUUUGUACCUUAUGAGGAAGGACCAUUUACUCACUUUCUCUGUCACUUACACAAUGGUCUAAGAAAGCACUUGCAUAUACAAGCAAUUUUUGCCUUUCACAGAAACCACCCCCUGAGUAACAUGUAAAGGAUGAAAUUUCAUCCCUUUUGUUAAGUGACAUGAGUAGCUAUUUCUGUCCUACCAUGUAGGAAACCCACAUCUGUGGUUUUUCUCUACUGGGUUAUCUUAGCAGUACCUCUGUAAAAUCACUAGGUGGCUCCCUUACUCUUUAGGAGUGGGAUUGUUUGAGUUCUGUGAAAACUUCCCCUAAAUCUAGGGUCUGGCUAGAGUGCCCUUCCUUUGGUCCUCUGAUGAGCAAAGAUGUUGCAGCUUCUGGGGCUGUCCAGGGACCAGUUCAGCACUGGUGUAAGAACAGUUUUUUUGGUUUGGGCACGAGAGGUUGUUCUGGAGAUCAGAGAAAUUCUGGCAACAUGACCGAUGCUGGGAUCUACAAAAAAGUCUCAUUAUCCUACUUCUAACUCAGUCAAGGGAAACUGUCUGUACUGGCCAGAAUCACUGGUUUUACAGCAGCAUUUCACCAAUGCAGUGAUGCAAACAGUCCAAAUGAAAAUGGAGAAUUGGCUCCCUUCAGGAUCCUGCCAACUCUAGAAAGAGAAUUAAAUGUGUCUGAGAUCUAGCCAUCAUUAGUCUACUUCCUAUUCACUUAGUAUCCGUCUGGGAAGUCAAAGACAGAGGUUGUAGUAAUGGAAGUGAAACAAGGAAUGCACUGAGUAAGUUUUGACUGGGAGGUUUAGAGAUCUGUUGGGCAAAUAUGCUCAAGUUGCAAGCCUGUUGGGCAAGGCAGAUGACGUAGUCCAGUGUCAGAGGAAGGCGAGUGUGAGUGAGGUUAAGUUAAAAGUUUGCUUUAGUCUGUUAUGUGCAUUUGACAGGUAACAUUCAGGAAAAGCCUUAGUAGAGCAAGGUUAGUUAAGAGCAGGGUGGUGGAUAAGGGUUAUGAGCAUCAAGGUAGUGCCUAGAAUACAGAGCAACUGUCACCUAAUGAAAGUGUCUAGAAGAGGUGGGUAGGGGAAGAUGGGCAGACUUCUGUGUGACUUCAAAGAAGAUGAGAGGUUGGAGGAUGAGUACCUACAUCUUCCACAGUAAGCAGGAGAGGAAUGCUGUAUUCUGUGCCUCCCUUGACAGUAAAGAAGUGACCAGAGAGGUAGAAGAACCAAGCAGGGUGUUUAUAGAAGCUAGGUUAGGAUGAUAUGUUAAGCAGAAGGGUAUGUGCAGUAGGUUCAAGGACAGCUUAGUGGUUGGGGAGGGGAUAGAAGCUGUGACUGUCCAGGAAGAGGAUGUUAGACAUACUUGAUGAGAAGAUAUGGCAGAUAAAUCUUCUGCUUAUAUCUGACUCCACUAGUACUCUGCACUCAAGGUCUGAAUUAGUGGCUCAUGCCAACUGUCAGUGCCCUGUAUCUUUAUCAGGCCUCAAACCAGGCCCUGGUACAGAGAUAACACUUGUUGCUGAGGGAGAAGCUCCCUCCUUUAUCAUUGAUAAGGGAAAAAAAUUACAUUCAUCCUGGUGGGUCUUUCUGUUGAUCAGUAGUAUUAGAUACCUCAAGUAUGCCUGCAGCCAUUUGGAAGUAGAAAAGGAAUGAGUGCACAUACCAUGAAAUGGCGUAGGCCUUCCUUUGUGACCCAGGCAGAGGCUGAGCCAUGCAGUCUCUAUCUCCAGACUCGGUUACUACAGCUCAUACCUAGGAGUGAAGUUACAUACCCUAAGAAGGAUUUGGUGGGUGUAAAACAACACCCAAUCCUUCUAGCAUUGUGUGUUGUUGUAGGGACUCCAUCUUAAUGCUCUGCCCUCUUCACUUGUUCUGUUUUUCCAUAAAAAGUUAGGAGGUUUUUGACCCAACAGUUAUUUUCCUCCAGAAGUUGACCCUAGCUGCCUGACAGCACCUUUCUCUGCAGCCAUGAACUCCCAUGACACUGGAUCAGUGCAAUUGUCAACCAACAGGGAGAGACUUGAGUUUAGAAGACAGAACUUCCACUAGAGCAAACAACAAAUUGCUCUGUCGCAAGAGAUAAGCGUCUGAGUACUUAACCUCUAUAGAACCAAACAGAAAAUCUCUAUUGGAUGCAACUCUUACUCAUUUUUUUUUCAGGCAGAAUGUGCUCAUAUACAGAGAGGAAGCUAGUUUGAUUGAGAUCCUGGGAUUUGAAUCGGCUUCAGGAUUUAGCAUCCACCUAGCUUGGGGCUAGAAUAGAGGCAUGUGCUAUAGGUAGUGUUUAGGAUUCAACUAAGACUGAUUUUAUUUGGUUGAAUGUAGGAGAAUCUGGUUUGGGUGGGUCAUAGACUUGAGCUUGAGUGUUCAUUUUGUUGGGAUUAUAGCAGCAAAUGGAGUUGAUCGGAAGUUGGUCCCAGGAGGACAUACAGCUGUGGAGAGAAAUGCUGUUAGGGCAGUUAAUUCCCCAUCAGCCCAGCUGGCAGUAGGCAUGGUGGUGUGGCGGGAGGUCAGUGUGUAAUGCUGAUUCCUCAAUCAUUGGAGAACUGUGCGAGUACAGUGCUUCCUACUUCAGUCCUUUAUAUCAUUCGUAUGUUUUAAGUAUUUCCUGUGUGAGCAGUAAGAGUUUAUAGCCUCAGUCUUUGUAGUUGAUCAGAGCCUAGGUUUGUGCCCCUGUUUUAAUCAGUGCUCAUUUACCUUUGGCAUCCUUCAGUGGAACAGAAUGGUAUGCCUUUCAGUUGUCAUGGAAACAGUGAGACUAAAUGCAUAUUACCAUGGCAACCUGCCAUGAUCUUCAGCUCUGUCUGUAGGUCUUAUUUCCUAACCAUGGGGGUGGGGUGGUGAUAAUGGAUCUUCCACUGUUU
Gavialis gangeticus (Gharial) is the source of this 5630-nucleotide messenger RNA. RefSeq names its product iron-sulfur cluster assembly 2 (gene ISCA2). Gene Ontology annotation, cellular component: mitochondrion. Gene Ontology annotation, biological process: iron-sulfur cluster assembly. The coding region runs from base 14 to 586 and encodes 190 amino acids. Gene Ontology annotation, molecular function: 2 iron, 2 sulfur cluster binding; 4 iron, 4 sulfur cluster binding; iron ion binding. The transcript has 3 exons. Lineage: Eukaryota; Metazoa; Chordata; Crocodylia; Gavialidae. The record is from RefSeq and is a predicted model, not a curated record.